AUGCUCUGUGGCUUAGUAGUAGAACAUCAGUUUUGCAUGCAGAAAGUUCUCAGCAUCUCCAGCUGGGGUCAUUGUCACUCCGGUUGGGAAACGUUUCUGUUUGCCACUAUGCAGGGGAAGAAGUUUCUAAUCCUCUUCUGGCUACAGGUGUGCUGUUGGGGCCCCAGUUCUGGUGGGAAAGUUCUUGUCUGGCCCACAGAUGGCAGCCACUGGAUUAACAUAAAGAUGAUGCUCAAUGAGCUAGCCUUGAGGGGCCACUCAGUGACGGUGUUGAUACCCUCAGCCUCUUACUUGAUUGAUCCGAAAGAGGCAUCGUCCUCCUCUUACCGCAUUGAGGUCCUGCCUGUGACCUUCACCAAAGAGGAGGUUUUGGCUGUUGUGGAGAAAUUCCUGGAUGUAGCGACGUAUGAGUUGCCCACGCUCCCCUUUUGGAAAGCGAUGCAGAAGAUGAGAGAAUUAGUUGCUUCCUUCGACGAAAUGUCUAAACAGGUCUGCGACAGCAUUUUCCACAAUGAGACGCGGAUAGCGAUGCUGAGGAAGGAGGACUUUAACGUCCUCAUCUCAGACCCACUGACACCUUGCGGUGACCUGCUGGCCGAGUUGCUCGGAAUCCCCUUUCUGUACACUUUUCGGUUCUCAGAUGGCAACAGCAUGGAGAGACUCUGUGGACAACUCCCAGCUCCUCCUUCCUACGUCGGUGCCAGCACUGGAGGGAUGAGUGACAGGAUGAGCUUUGUUGAGAGGAUGAAAAAUGUCCUCUUCUAUGCUUUCAGUGAUGGAUUUUUCCUGUAUUCCUUGGCAAGUGAGUGGGAUCGAUAUUACAGCGAGAUUUUAGGUAAGUGUAGGCAAACUUUAGGGUUUUUGUUCUUCAGAGGUGCCAGGGUUUUAUUUAUCCAAAGUUACGGGCAGAUGCUCUGUGGCUUAGUAGUAGAACAUCAGUUUUGCAUGCAGAAAGUUCUCAGCAUCUCCAGGUAGCUGUGAGAGAGACCCCUGGAACAGCCCUUGCCAGUCAGUGUGGACAGAAUUGAGCGAGAUGGACCAAGGCAGCUUCCUAUCUUCUGAUGCUUCCACCCCAGAAAGUUGGAAAUGGUAUCAUCUUUGGCCAACAGGGUGCUGCUCUUGUUUGCUAUUGAUUUGGGCUUUGAAGUACGAGGGAAAAGAUUGCAAAACCUGUUUGAGCACAGAUGAUAACAGGACAGAGAAAUAUGCACGUCAUCAGCAACAGUGGCUCAUCUCAUUUUACUUUUA
Molecule: messenger RNA, 1248 nt
Organism: Podarcis raffonei (Aeolian wall lizard)
Lineage: Eukaryota; Metazoa; Chordata; Lepidosauria; Squamata; Lacertidae
Product: UDP-glucuronosyltransferase 2C1-like
Exons: 2
Coding region: 1-975 (324 amino acids)
Molecular function (GO): UDP-glycosyltransferase activity
Source: RefSeq, a predicted model, not a curated record